Messenger RNA from Rotaria sp. Silwood1, 1477 nucleotides. NCBI's taxonomy places the organism in Eukaryota, Metazoa, Rotifera, Eurotatoria, Philodinida, Philodinidae. The record is from the annotation of a GenBank genome assembly.
UACUUAUCUCAUGUUUAUUGAAAUACUGUAUAGAAUACUUUUUUUUUCAUUAUGAAAUCAUACCUAUUUUUAUAUGAAAUGUACAAUGAAUUUGAAUCAAGUGAAAGAAUAUUCUUUUUAGUAUUUAUUUAAGUAAUCUGAAAAAGUAUAUUUUAGAAAAAGAUGAGUUUUCAUUAAAAGAAACUAUGAAUUCGAUUUUUGUAGAAAACACAUCUGAAUACAUUGAAUCUUUCAUAAAAUAUUACGAAAAUAAAAUAAUCUGUUGGAUAUAUGAGUAAGUUUAUGUGUCAUUAUAAGUGAUUAAUCAAGAUGUUAAAGUUUAAUUAAAUAUUAAAUUUUUCAAUAUAAAUAUAUUUUAGUUUGCAAAAAUAUUUAUCUUUAAUUUUAUUUAAAAAAAUUGAUAUUCAAGAAUGUCUCGAUAUCUCAAGAGUUCAAUUAGAAGAUCACUAAUACAAUAGUAGUAAUUUAAUGCUUGUCUAUCGAUAUUACUUCAUUAAAAUGUUUUUUUUUCUAUGAAGUUCAAAACUUAUCAAAAUCAUUGACACAUCUUCAAUUUUGGUUUUUAAAUUUCUACUUGAAACUUUACAUAGAGAUAGAUGUUAACGAAAAUAAUUUAUUGCAAAAUAUUUUUCAUUCCGCCGAUAAGAAUAUAUCUAAAACUUUCAUUACAAACUAUUGUCAGUGAUCUCAAUCUCUGUGAAAAAUUCAAAUUCGAGAUUUGAAAAUGAAAUAUUUCUGAAGAAUGUCAUAGUAUUAUCUAAAAAACAAUUUGUAAACAUACAAUUAGUAAAGCAAUCGAACUUUUUUCUACAUAUUUAAUUCAGUUAAACAUUUAUUAAUUGAUUUUAUAAUUUUACUUCAAUAGGAAUUAAUGAGAAAGAUGCAAAAUGAAAAUGAACAAAUGCAACAAAAAUUAUCUGAAUCAAUGCAUCGUUCAACAAUUGAUUCAUUAGUACAAGAAAAUCCAACUAAUUAUACAUAUUCAAAUUCUCAAAUACAAACAAAUGUUUUAAGAUGUGCACAUUGUUUUGCACCUAAAUCAAAUGAUUUAUAUACACGAUUUUGUACGGAAUGUGGUCUACCUUGGCAAAAACUAACUCAUAAUCCACCGGAUAAUUAUUCAACAAGAAUUCUAUUUCCUCAUUGUAAAUCAACAAAUCCAAUACAUUUACGAACAUGUUAUAUUUGUGAAAAUGUAUUAAUGCCAACAUCGACAUCACCAGAAAAACGAACUUCAAUUUCAAUUCCAACAAUAUCAAAACAAACAAAUACAAUGAUGAUAACAUGUUCAAAAUGUUUUCGUUUAAAUAAUCCUAAUGCUCGUUUUUGUGAUUGGUGUGGUGCAUAUCCUGAACAUAUAUCUACAUCAAUACAAUGUACAAAAUGUCAUACUAAUAACGAUUCAUUUGGAAAAUUUUGUUCAACAUGUGAAUGUGUUCUUGAACCACCAUUACGUAUUAUUGAUACACGUCUUUAA